AUAAUUUCAAUGGACAAUGGAAAAGAAAAAGGAAAAGGGAAAAUAUGAAAAAUGUUCUUUCUCUAUAGUUUUUGUUUGUUUAUUUUUGUCCAUAAAUGAAUAUUGUUCGAAUUAAAAUAAUCUUGAUUUGUAUUCUCAUGGGGAAUCUACCGAGAGAAUAAUGUGAAAGAAACGAUAAAACAAUGCAACCCCUUAUAUCACCAGUGGACCAUGAGACACGCAGGAGCUCGUUCCAACGUGAUGAAGAAUCGCAGGCCAGGCCAUCUGAAGACACUCCACUCAUCAACAGAUUUCCUGACAACCACAGGAUAAGGCAGAGGAACCUAGUCACUAUAAUAACUGUUGGCUUCCUGCUAUCUAUUUUGUUAGCAGGCAUCGUAAUUGGCAUUUACUUAUUGAUUCUUCAGAACAACUCAGAGAACAUCCUACCACCGAUCGACGAUACGCUCCAAGUUUUAGAAGUUCCACAAUUCGGGGAAUCACUCAGCUUACAAGAGUUAACAGAGGCUACGCGUGUGUUAGUCACGCACACAUACACGCGGCAAUGUGACGUCACAGCUGAAUGUUUGCAGUUGAUCAACGAGAUACAGAUGGCGAAUAACAAGGAAAUGGCUUACAACUUUUUGGUUUCAUCAAACGGUUCGUUAUUCCAAGGCCUUGGCUGGAAACAAUAUAUGGAUAAUCCUCCGUCUACACUUAUUGUAGCUUUUAUUGGUAAUUUCACUGACGUCAGCCCGCCGCAGCCGCAAAUCAACGCAUUCAAUGACUUCCUUGCCAAAUCUGUGAGACUACACUUUUUAUCUUCCAACUACACUCUAAUCGGUAGAAAUACCAAAAAUAUUCCAACGAAGCUGUUUGACAGUUUGUCUAUCAACACAGUAGAAUAAACGUAUUGAAUAUGAGCCCUUUACACAAUGGGCAGCGUUGGGCGGGUAGAGGCAAUCACGAUAGUGUGAUAAGGCCUAAAUGUCUAUGAUCGGCAUUGUAGAUGUUUAUUUAUAAUCGCCGUAAUGGUGGCAAACAUCGACGAGCGUGUUGGGCCAUCGCUGCAAUGCCAAUGAGUAGAGGACCCUUAAGUGUAUUUGUAGAAGAAUUAUUCCUUUCUAAGUGGUUUAGACUUGAUAUAAAUGUUAUAGUAAGGCAUUAGAACUUUGUAUGUAAAUUUUUGGAUAACAAUAUUUAUCGUCUCUUUGAUGUUAUUAGUCGUUUUCGAUGUGCGUAAAAGAUAGAUAAGAAGUGAAACGGUAUUUAUACCUAACGCCAUUUUUAAAUUUAUAUUACAUAGUUUAGAUUGUAUCUCGAAGGAAUAGCCUUUAUAUUAGAUACAAGCUGAAUUAUUCAGUUAACUUUAACGUGGAGCCCCAACCCUGCUCCAUCCGUAUGAACUCCAGCAAUUACCUAUAGGUACACGAGUCCUCCUAGACAUGUUUUCGCCACGCUUAAUUUACAAAUUACUACUCACUAUUCGCAUGCAAUAUCUACAAUUACAACUAUAAUGUGGUUCACAGAUUAUAUUUACAAACAGCAUUAGUAUGUAGUAAAUCUUAAAGUAGUUUUAUCAUUAGGAGAAUUAAUUCGCGUUGUUUUGCGCGAUGCAUUCGCGAUUUCGCCAGCAUUAACAUUACAUUUUUGCAGUUAUAGGAGAAUGGGUCUCCAGCCUCCUCACUCAUCAUAGUAUAGCUUAUUGUCAUUGUGAUGAUGAUCUUGUUGUGAGAAUGAGAUGACUUAUUGGCAAACACAAUAUUGUAAAAUCGAGUUCAGAAACGCCGAUGUCUUGGGUGUCAAUUAAAAGGGACAUAUGAGCCAAUUCUUCUAAAAUAUAAUUUUGGAGAAACGACCUCGAGAUUUGCAAUACACUAAUUCAUACUUAUUCUACUGGCUAAAGAAUUCUACUCUACGAAAGAAGUUACUGCUCAGGUCAAUAGUACCUUUCUCCUGUAGGUGUUGUGACCACUUAAUGAACCUGAGCAAUAAUUUCUUUAUGAAUAAUUUCAUGAACUUUUCUUUUAAUCGGACUUUGGAUAUUUAGGAUUGAAAAUUCACGUGUUUGUUUACUUUGUUGUUAAUGCUGCCAGGCUGUUGAAGAAAUUUGGCGUUUAUAGACUUCGUGGGCUCACAGUAUUUCUAUCACUUGUACAAUUUGAUAUUCUUUGGUUAGAAGUAUCAUGAGAUUUAUAGUUUGUCUAAUUUGAGAAAUAUCAAGCGACCAGUUCAUGAAAUUAGUUUGGCAGCUCCGCCCCGCUAGCCAACGUGGUCUUCAACCAUAUCUGCAAGUCCCCCGGAUCACUCUUAUACUGUUAUACAUAAAAAGUAUAUAAGAUUGAUCAUUAGCACAGAUGCAUGAAUGGAAAGAAGAAAAAACAUCCUUGUAAUUUACAAAAUUCUUUACUGAGAGAAAACUACACAAUAAUAAAAUAACUAACCAAGCGCUUAGGCAAAAGUAAUUCAUAUUCAAGUCAUAUUAAAGUAUCUGUGCACAUUCUUAUAAAUAAAUACAAGGGCAACUAUAAAAUUGAAUAAAUUGUUUGUACUAUAUAAUUAUAAAUUGUAUAAAUAUAACAUAUCAUAAAUGUUAUAGUAAAGCAUUAGAACUUUGUAUGUAAAUUUUUGGAUAACAAUAUUUAUCGUCUCUUUGAUGUUAUUAGUCGUUUUCGAUGUGCGUAAAAGAUAGAUAAGAAGUGAAACGGUAUUUAUACCUAACGCCAUUUUUAAAUUUAUAUUACAUAGUUUAGAUUGUAUCUCGAAGGAAUAGCCUUUAUAUUAGAUACAAGCUGAAUUAUUCAGUUAACUUUAACGUGGAGCCCCAACCCUGCUCCAUCCGUAUGAACUCCAGCAAUUACCUAUAGGUACACGAGUCCUCCUAGACAUGUUUUCGCCACGCUUAAUUUACAAAUUACUACUCACUAUUCGCAUGCAAUAUCUACAAUUACAACUAUAAUGUGGUUCACAGAUUAUAUUUACAAACAGCAUUAGUAUGUAGUAAAUCUUAAAGUAGUUUUUCAUUAGGAGAAUUAAUUCGCAUUGUUUUGCGCGAUGCAUUCGCGAUUUCGCCAGCAUUAACAUUACAUUUUUGCAGUUAUAGGAGAAUGGGUCUCCAGCCUCCUCACUCAUCAUAGAAUAGCUUAUUGUCAUUGUGAUGAUGAUCUUGUUGUGAGAAUGAGAUGACUUAUUGGCAAACAAAAUAUUUUAAAAUAGAGUUCAGAAACGCCGAUGUCUUGGGUGUCAAUUAAAAGGGACAUAUGAGCCAAUUCUUCUAAUAAUUUUGGAGAAACGACCUCGAGACUUGCAAAACACUAAUAUAUACUUAUUCUACUGGCUAAAGAAUUCUACUCUACGAAAGAAGUUACUGCUCAGGUCAAUAGUAGCUUUCUCCUGUAGGUGUUGUGACCACUUAAUGAACCUGAGCAAUAAUUUCUUUAUGAAUAAUUUCAUGAACUUUUCUUUUAAUCGAACUUUGGGUAUUUAGGAUUGAAAAUUCACGUGUUUGUUUACUUUGUUGUUAAUGCUGCCGGGCUGUUGAAGAAAUUUGACGUUUAUAGACUUCGUGGGCUCGCAGUAUUUCUAUCACUUGUACAAUUUGAUAUUCUUUGGUUAGAAGUAUCAUGAGAUUUAUAGUUUGUCUAAUUUGUGAAAUAUCAAGCGACCAGUUCAUGAAAUUAGUUUGGCAGCUCCGCCCCGCUAGCCAACGUGGUCUUCAACCAUAUCUGCAAGUCCCCCGGAUCACUCUUAUACCGUUAUACAUAAAAAGUAUAUAAGAUUGAUCAUUAGCACAGAUGCAUGAAUGGAAAGAAGAAAAAACAUCCUUGUAAUCUACACAAUUCUUUACUGAGAGAAAACUACACAAUAAUAAAAUAACUAACCAAGCGCUUAGGCAAAAGCAAUUCAUAUUCAAGUCAUAUUAAAGUAUCUGUGCGCAUUCUUAUAAAUAAAUACAAGGGCAACUAUAAAAUUGAAUAAAUUGUUUGUACUAUAUAAUAAUAAAUUGUAUAAUAAAUCAUAAAUGUUAUAGUAAGGCAUUAGAACUUUGUAUGUAAAUUUUUGGAUGACAAUAUUUAUCGUCUCGUUGAUGUUAUUAGUCGUUUUCAAUGUGCGUAAAAGAUAGAUAAGAAGUGAAACGGUAUUUAUACCAAACGCCAUUUUUAAAUUUAUAUUACGUAGUUUAGAGUGUAUCUCGAGGGAAUAGCCUUUAUAUUACAUACAAGCUGAGUUAUUCAGUUAACUUUAACGUGGAGCCCCAACCCCGCUCCAUCGGUAUGAACUCCAGCAAUUACCUAUAGGUACAUGAGUCCUCCUAGACAAGUUUUCGCCACACUUUAUUUACAAAUUACUACUCACUAUUCGCAUGCAAUAUCUACAAUUACAACUAUAAUGUGGUUCACAGAUUAUAUUUACAAACAGCAUUAGUAUGUAGUAAAUCUUAAAGUAGUUUUUCAUUAGGAGAAUUAAUUCGCGUUGUUUUGCGCGAUGCAUUCGCGAUUUCGCCAGCAUUAACAUUACAUUUUUGCAGUUAUAGGAGAAUGGGUCUCCAGCCUCCUCACUCAUCAUAGUAUAGCUUAUUGUCAUUGUGAUGAUGAUCUUGUUGUGAGAAUGAGAUGACUUAUUGGCAAACACAAUAUUGUAAAAUCGAGUUCAGAAACGCCGAUGUCUUGGGUGUCAAUUAAAAGGGACAUAUGAGCCAAUUCUUCUUAUAAUUUUGGAGAAACGACCUCGAGAUUUGCAAUACACUAAUACAUACUUAUUCUACUGGCUAAAGAAUUCUACUCUACGAAAGAAGUUACUGCUCAGGUCAAUAGUACCUUUCUCCUGUAGGUGUUGUGACCACUUAAUGAACCUGAGCAAUAAUUUCUUUAUGAAUAAUUUCAUGAAAUUUUCUUUUAAUCGGACUUUGGAUAUUUAGGAUUGAAAAUUCACGUGUUUGUUUUCUUUGUUGUUAAUGCUGUCAGGCUGUUGAAGAAAUUUGACGUUUAUAGACUUCGUGGGCUCGCAGUAUUUCUAUCACUUGUACAAUUUGAUAUUCUUUGGUUAGAAGUAUCAUGAGAUUUAUAGUUUGUCUAAUUUGUGAAAUAUCAAGCGACCAGUUCAUGAAAUUAGUUUGGCAGCUCCGCCCCGCUAGCCAACGUGGUCUUCAACCAUAUCUGCAAGUCCCCCGGAUCACUCUUAUACCGUUAUCGUUAUACAUAAAAAGUAUAUAAGAUUGAUCAUUAGCACAGAUGCAUGAAUGGAAAGAAGAAAAAACAUCCUUGUAAUCUACACAAUUCUUUACUGAGAGAAAACUACACAAUAAUAAAAUAACUAACCAAGCGCUUAGGCAAAAGCAAUUCAUAUUCAAGUCAUAUUAAAGUAUCUGUGCGUAUUCUUAUAAAUAAAUACAAGGGCAACUAUAAAAUUGAAUAAAUUGUUUGUACUAUAUAAUAAUAAAUUGUAUAAUACUACUUAAUAACGCU
This is a messenger RNA of Colias croceus (clouded yellow), 5444 nucleotides long. Its product is annotated as peptidoglycan-recognition protein SA-like. The coding region runs from base 183 to 887 and encodes 234 amino acids. NCBI's taxonomy places the organism in Eukaryota, Metazoa, Arthropoda, Insecta, Lepidoptera, Pieridae. Gene Ontology annotation, molecular function: N-acetylmuramoyl-L-alanine amidase activity; zinc ion binding. The transcript has 5 exons. Gene Ontology annotation, biological process: peptidoglycan catabolic process. The record is from RefSeq and is a predicted model, not a curated record.